Paramecium tetraurelia is the source of this 1026-nucleotide messenger RNA. RefSeq lists its product as uncharacterized. Gene Ontology annotation, biological process: ubiquitin-dependent protein catabolic process. Gene Ontology annotation, molecular function: ubiquitin protein ligase binding. NCBI's taxonomy places the organism in Eukaryota, Ciliophora, Oligohymenophorea, Peniculida, Parameciidae. The transcript is spliced from 5 exons. The record is from RefSeq and is a predicted model, not a curated record.
AUGUUAAAAGACUUUCAAAAUAGAUUUGAUAUAUUAGAGGAGAAGUGUUUAAAAAAUGCAAGAUUAUUAAAAAAUAGUCUUUUUUCAGGAGCAUAAUUUCAAUUGCCAAAAGAUGAAAUAAUGUAUUUGAACAGGGAAAUUUUAGAUUUAUCAAGUGAAUGGAGCAUACAUUUUCCAAGAACUGCCAAAAAGCAAUCUAAGGAAGAAAGCAAUCUGGGAAUAGAAUUCAAAAUGAUAAAUUUGUACAAACUAUGUAUAAAUGAGUUUGUGGCAGAAAUGUAUGAGGAAUUAAAAAAAACUUAAAAUCAAAAAGAGACUACCCUCUAAUUGGUGGCCAAGCACUACCAUGAUUACAAGGCAUUUUCAUAUUGGCUUUAUAAGAUUUUUUAUCAUCUAGAUACAAACACUUUAUCAACUUUAGGAGCUGAUUUGCAUAGCCUCUCUCUUGAAACAUUGAAAACUGUGUAUUUUAAAGAAGCCCAGGAAAAGUUAUUUCGAACUAUUUUGGAUGUUUUAUUGGAAUCAAGGUAGAAACAACUUUUGUUGGAUAAAAAAAUUAAAUCACUUUGUGAGUUAUUUGUUGUAAUGGGUGCGAACACAGUAAAAUUGAAAUAUGAAAAAGAAUAAGGAAUGUACGAUUACAUUUGCUAAAAUUUUUUAGAAACAGAGAAAUUUUAUAAAGAAAACUUUGAAAAAAGGUUUUUAGAAGAGACUCAGAAAUUCUAUAAAUAUUAAAUUUCUGAGAGGUAAAAUUUAGGAGUCAUUGAAUUUGUUAGAUGGGCAGAUAGAGUUAUUUCAUUAGAGGAGUAGAUGUGUUUGGAAAGUUAUUCCAAAAGUUUUGAUCAAAUAAAAUAAUUAUUUAAUUAGCUGUUUGUAAAAGAGUAAGCAGAAAGACUCUCAGCUGGAGGAUUGGGAGAAUUGUUUAACUGGGAGAAUUAUACAGUCUAAUAUCUAGGUAGAGUGAGUGUGUAUAAUUUUUUGCUUAAGAAUUCAAAAUUUACUAUUUAGUUAUUGUUCGUUAAGUGA